UAGGCCCAAAAUUAGGUUGCCCUGUCAUCCAGCUCACCAGCUGCUCUCGCAAAACUCUGUGUCACCGUCCUCUCGAGCGUUGCUCGGAGUUCUUCGAAUGAAAAGAACAGCGCCCCCUCCCUCCGGCUAAUCUCUGGCGCGGUCAGAACUUGGAGUAGAAUAACAGAAGAAUAACCCUUUUUCUUUGUAUUUGUACUGUUGCAAUUUUUUUCUUUUUUUUUUUUGAGUUUUGUGUUACUGUAAGUUUCAUCACCAUGUGGAGGUCACCUCGAAUCUCUUGUAUCUUUAGAAGAUUGAAUAGCCUCAAAGUAACUAGUAACCUGAUGGACCAUGCCUUGCACACUAACGUAGCUCAACCUCUUGUCUCGACUUCUGCAUUAGAUUCCAUGUCUUUACAGACUAGCCAUUCUCCCGAGCAGAAAGCCGGAGAGACACAAAAGCGUCUUAUUGGGGAUAAUGUACCUAAAAGAGACAAGAUCAAUUUUCUUGUGACAACGCUUCUCAAUCUCAACGACAGUAAGGAGGCUGUUUAUGGUGCUCUGGAUGCCUGGGUUGCCUGGGAGCACAAGUUUCCCAUGAUUGCAUUGAAAAGGACGUUGAUUGCUCUUGAGAAGGAACAGCAGUGGCAUAGAAUUGUGCAAAUAAUUAAAUGGAUGCUGAGCAAGGGGCAGGGAACCACGAUGGGAACAUAUGGUCAAUUGAUUCGAGCUUUAGAUAUGGAUCACAGAGCUCAAGAAGCACAUGAAUUCUGGGAGAAGAAAAUUGGCUGUGAUUUGCAUUCAGUUCCUUGGCAGUUAUGCCAUCUCAUGAUAACAGUAUAUUACCGAAACAACAUGCUGGAGGAUCUUGUACGGCUUUUCAAGGGACUGGAAGCGUUUGAUCGUAAGCCUCAGGAUAAAUCUAUCAUUCAGAAGGUGGCUAAUGCGUAUGAGAUGUUGGGCCGCGUACAAGAGAAAGACAGGGUACUGGAGAAAUAUAGCUAUGUCUUCAAAGAGAAAAAAUCUAGAAAACAGCGUCUUGAUAGGAACAAGAUUUCUUUGUCCACUGAGAAGGGACGACGCAAGGAAUCUAGAGAGGCCUCUUCUGACUAGUCAGGAAUGCAUUCAGGUUUGUUGAGAUGGAUCUGAAUUCCAGUUCUGCUGGUCUACUAGUGUCUGUCUAAGGAGGCUGUACCUUGGAGUGAAAUCUCAUGAUUCAUGGUGGAAUGUCUUAAGCACAUUCGUACAGAUACAGAUAAUAGAUUUGCUGCAUGUAAUGUGUAAUCUUAGUCCAUGUCCAACUUCAGCA
Messenger RNA from Prosopis cineraria, 1287 nucleotides. Its product is annotated as pentatricopeptide repeat-containing protein At4g18975, chloroplastic. The record is from RefSeq and is a predicted model, not a curated record. NCBI's taxonomy places the organism in Eukaryota, Viridiplantae, Streptophyta, Magnoliopsida, Fabales, Fabaceae. Gene Ontology annotation, molecular function: protein binding. The transcript is spliced from 7 exons. Bases 255 to 1091 code for a protein of 278 amino acids.